Molecule: messenger RNA, 1705 nt
Organism: Cryptococcus deneoformans JEC21
Lineage: Eukaryota; Fungi; Basidiomycota; Tremellomycetes; Tremellales; Cryptococcaceae
Product: expressed protein
Exons: 8
Coding region: 113-1573 (486 amino acids)
Source: RefSeq, a predicted model, not a curated record
CUUUGAUGCUAGUUUGAGGUUGCAAACUUGGUCAUAAACUGAUUGACUGACUGACCUCAGAAAUUAUAUCUGAUGAGUGCAAGCUUGCAAUGGUCGUACUCUAGUACUUGAUAUGACGUACCCUGUGUACCAUCAUAUUUCCCAACCUUACACUUACCACACAUACAUCCCUGUGGACGAAAAUGGAGGAACAUCUCCCAUCUACGCACUGUUAAUGCUCGGCCUAGUCUUAUUCAUGGCUGCCAAUGUCAUGCCAGCCCUUAUUCCGGCUGUAGACCGUGUGUGGUAUGUUGCAGAUCCCGCCUUAAAAUGGGGAUUCUUCAUCAUCAUUAGUGCACUUCUCGUUCAAAUGCUCGGGUUACUACCGGGAGUACCACCAAUACAUGUCACGUAUGUUCAUAUGGUCACAGCCUUCCUUCUAGUCGCAAUCGUCUGGAACACCUUCGUACCCGUUCCUAGCACCCAGGUGGAAGAGAAUAAGACGCCCUCAGUCAAAGAAGAUAAACCUACAGCAGGGAAGAAAAGAGAAAUUUCUAAGGAAGAGACAAAGAAAGAAGAAGAGAUUUCACCUUGGGACGAUUUGAGGGCUCACCCUUCGGCCUUUCUGGCUACAAGGUUAAACAAGAUGAUGCCAUGGCCCUUUCCUAUGGGGAAGGCAGCAAGGGAAGGAAAGGAGCUAUGGUGGGAGAAAGGGACUCAUCUUCAAUUGGGUCAUUUUAAUAGGGUGAGACUUGGAAAAGUCGAGGAAGAGGAAGGUUCUGAGAAGAACAUGAAGCCAAAACCAGAAACUGAGAAGAAAUUGAAAGGAAAAACAGAGAAGGGAGAAAGUGAAAAAGAACUAGGAAAAGAUAGCAUGACCGCAGGCAAGCAGAAGUUAUCGUCGAAAAAAGGAAAGGCAUCAGGAGAACCUGCGACAGUAACGGCCACACCUAAAAGAGAGGAGGGCAAGAGAAACCAAGAGAUUGCGAAGAUCAACGAAGGUAAAGCGAAUAAGCAGGCCGUAGAGGACAGACAAAGACGGAAGUUAUGUAGGACCAAAAAUUUGGUGACGAUCAUUGGCAUCAGCUCGAUGAACAUGACCCUUGGGUUCCUACUACUUAUCUUCUAUUCGUUCCAAAUCGUUUCCCAAGAGUUAAAUCAUCCUAUACCCCAGGGGGAAAAACUUUCUACAAUCCUUUCUAAUUCUUCAUCGUCGUCUUCAAGCUUUUCCCAAACAAUUUCCAACAGUGACUCAACCAACGAAAAAGAGCUAACGAAGCUGAAGGUGGUGAGGGAAAAAGAGGUUUCUAACGAGAAAGUAUCAGGCAGCAAGGCGCCGUCAGUUGGGCCGAAAAAGGAGCCUGCCAUAAGCAGAUCCAUUCAAAAGGCAGCAGGUCCUAUUACAAUGACGAAGGUCAACCCUGAGAGCGGUGGUACUGGUAGUGAUGUCCCUUAUGAGACUGAAAUCGGUAUGCACUAUAUCUUCAAUCCCGAUGGGAAGGGAGAGAAUGUGGAAGACCCUUCUAUGCAGAUUCCUAGCUUCGGAAUGUCUCAUCCUUUAAUGACGACAACAUACAAACAAUGUGCGAGUUGAUGUUACUAUUAGAAACAAAAGGCUGCCCAUUGACAGAAAAGAGAGUAUGGAGCUGAGAUCACGAUGAUAAGCAUAGAGAUGAUGAAACUUCCAGACCUCCCAAGCGAAGCAGUAGAAACAGAAGCAGCAUAU